This is a messenger RNA of Cantharellus anzutake, 2744 nucleotides long. RefSeq names its product RAM signaling pathway protein-domain-containing protein. The transcript is spliced from 6 exons. The record is from RefSeq and is a predicted model, not a curated record. Bases 145 to 2607 code for a protein of 820 amino acids. Gene Ontology annotation, molecular function: protein binding. NCBI's taxonomy places the organism in Eukaryota, Fungi, Basidiomycota, Agaricomycetes, Cantharellales, Hydnaceae.
UAUGGGAGGCGAGGAGCUUUAAGUUAGUAUGGGUCGCGUGUUAUAGAAACCCGAUCAUCCUGUACUCUUAGUUUGUAAUCCAGGGAGUGUCUUCAGGCUGUGCUCCAACGCCCAGUGGACCUUCCCGAAUAAUACAUUCAAACAAUGUCGUUAACUCUAGGACUACAGCACAUCUCCAAGGCAGUCUCGGAGUCCACAGACGGGGGCGAGACCUUGGAUCUGACAAAAUGGAGCUUUACAGAAGUAAGUGACUCAAGCGCCGUCGAGCUGGCAAGGGUUGGUGCAAAGAGCUCCGAUGAGGCAGGAAUCGUUACACGCGUUGCGCUCAGCAACAACUUGCUGACAUCUCUCCCAAAGAGUUUCCAACUCCUCAUCCGGUUGCGGUACUUAAAUUUGCGGCAAAACUCGUUUGAGAACUUCCCAGACGUGCUUACGAUGCUUCCAUCCCUGGAAAUACUCGACAUUAGUCGAAACCGAAUUGCAGCUCUGCCACUCUUUCCUGGAAAACUUAUAAAUCUGAGGGUCUUUUCGCUGGCAAGAAAUCAGUUAAUGGCGGUACCCACUUACAUAACUAAGUUUCACAAUCUGCGCGUUCUGAAGUUGGACUCUAACCCCAUUGUAUGGCCUCCACCUGAUAUAUGGCGCAUGGACCAUGCCCUCGAUGACAAUGAUGAAGGGGUUAGAUCCUGGUUGGCAAAUUUACAGUCGUGGAUAGCGACCCAUGCAGGGGAGGUGCAACCUUUCGAGGACGCAGAGUAUACUAGUGAUGAUGAGGUUGUCAUAGCUCGCUCACAGCUGGUGCAAGAUGAUGCUGGCAACGGGGUAUUGCUGGCCCAUGGGCGGAGUCAGUCUUUGGAUUUAGCUUCGUCAACCCUCCCCUCGAUCCUUCCUGUUUCCCAUCAAGAGGAGUCGAUAUUCCAACUACAGUCUCCAACAAAGAUCGACGAAGACCCGGCUGUCCAUCGCAGAUCCCGCUCAUCACCCAGCAUGACUCAGCACAUACGUGGCUCAUCUCACAAUACGCCGGACACCCGCUCCCGUCGUUCGAGCUCUCAAUUUUCUCAUGCAGACCAGAGUUAUCGCGAUGCUCACGGCUUUACCGCCGAAGAUCCAGACUUUCAUGUUGACACUGAGACUGCACACAUCGAUUCCGAGCGAAAUCGUUAUUUUCGACGGAUAUCUAAACUCCAUGGCAUUGACACGAAUUUGUCACCGUCACUUCAAUACCUAGUAGAUUCCAUACGAGGGAUACUCUUCUCCCUCACCCAGAUAUACUCGGCAGUGCGAAAUUACGCUGUGUCCGCCGUUGAUGAGCGUGUCGCGACUGCUCUUAGCAAGGUUUUGAACCCAACAAAUAGCUUUCUGAGUGAUCUGAUCAAUGCGCUGGAUGUAUUUGACGCGACGACAGCAUCCAAAGGGUGGCCAUUUGCAUCGGAUCUAUUCCUUCUCCUCAUGGAGAGUUGCUUAGAGAAUCUAACGGUAUUCGGCAAGGUCAUGAGUGUCUUACAGCUUCAGCUGAAGGUUCUUUCAUCUUCUCAUGAUCCCCGAUAUACCCGCACCCUUCUGCUGAUGUUGUAUGGGUCGGCGGCAGAGAUAUCAAACUCAUGGCUCCAAAUGUCUCCUCAUUUGGGUGUAGUGCGAUCUGUCCUUCGUGACGCUCGAACAAAAACACAACCGGAAACCCAGCAACCAAUUUUUGACUCUGGCGCAGCCGUUGCUCAUAUCUCCACAGGCCCAUCGCCAGCAAGAUAUCGUCGCCAUGCAGGUUCAUUCAGUUCGAAUGAUGUACAAAUUGGGAGACACCUUCCGUCCAGGCAGGACACUUCGGAUUCUCCGGUCCCACCACUUAAUCCACCCCCCUCUCGUACACUCUUUCGUAAGUCUUCGCUGUCCAAUGUCUCGCAGAGUGGAUCGACCCCAUUCCCUCUUAACAACGAAGCAACUCACUCCCGGGGAACAUCACAAAGUUCUACAGCAUCGUUUAGUUUUCCGUCACCGUCAUUUCCUACCUCUUCCUCCGCCUCCCCGCCUCUCUUAGCCCCUCGAAAUGCGAUCCGGCGUCAACCCGCUGCACGGCAACGCAGCGACCCUCUCAAUGAGCUUGCCACAGAUCCUGCCAAGCUGGUUGAUCGGGAUUUAGCGAACACACUGGAGAUGGCCGCUCAGAGAGCCAAAAUUGUGUGGGACUUGAUUGACGUCGCACUGACUGAUGAACCGGAUGGUGAUCACGAAAGCUUACUUGGCAACUUGGAAAAAGUCAAAUCCACUACUUCUAAAAUUCUUGACCAUCUAUCAAAUUCGCGAUACGAUGACACCGGCGAAUUUAGCAAGGGAGUAGGCGAAGAUACACACACCUUUGUUAAGAUUGGUGUCCAAAUACUCAUGCAACUCAAGAUACUCGCCACUUCUCGCCCUCUGUCAGAUACACUGAGACAUCACGUUGCAGACUUAGCACUAUCUCUUCAGGAAGUAACCGCAUUUCUGCAUGUCUCGUCAUUUGCACCAGCUACCACACCUCGACCUUUUUCGCCUUCCUUCGAUCGAAUAACUGGUGAUCGUCCGGCUAUUCUUGCAAACGGUGUGGCCACCACUACAUCAAAGCCCUAGAACAUGACUAUAAUCAUCUCCCGUACUCAUGCUCAUUGACCGUUCCCGAUGUAUUUGCAGAAACACAGGUCACAUAUAUCUUAGUUAUUAGUUAGAGUUCCUCAUAAUCAAUAUCACCAACAUCAAGUUCCUCUACC